Elgaria multicarinata webbii is the source of this 1635-nucleotide messenger RNA. Its product is annotated as sialic acid-binding Ig-like lectin 14. NCBI's taxonomy places the organism in Eukaryota, Metazoa, Chordata, Lepidosauria, Squamata, Anguidae. The record is from RefSeq and is a predicted model, not a curated record. The transcript has 8 exons. Bases 1 to 1635 code for a protein of 544 amino acids.
AUGACUGCCCCCGAUGCUGUGUCGGUACCGGAGGGGCUCUGUGUCUUCAUUUCCUGCAGUUUCACUUACGAUCCAGGUGAUGCUAGAAUCAGUGCCACAUUGUAUGGAUAUUGGUAUGAGGUAGGAAAGACUACAAACGAUCCUGCAGUGGCCACCAAUAAUGACAAAAAAGACAUUGCAGACUUCGCUCUCAAUCGCUUUCAUCUCUCUGAGGAUCUGGAAGGAGGCAACUGUUCCCUCACCAUCAACGAUGCCCAAAAACGUGAUAGAGGGAACUACUAUUUCAGAAUGGAGAAAGAGCCCAAAGCAAAAUUUGAUUACAAACGUCUUGGCCAACCGUCUGUGAGUGUAACAACACUAGAAAACCCAGAAAUACAGAUACUGGGAAAGCUUCGAGCAGGACACCCAGUAAACAUCACUUGCACAACCCCAGGAAGUUGUGCUUUGAAGCCUCCGAUCAUCACCUGGGAAGGCAUUUCUGAAAAAGCCAGAUCCAGGAUCUCUGACUUGCAGCCAAAUGGCACCAAAGUCUACAGCACCGUGUUCAACUUCGUACCCUCAGUGGCAGACCAUGGACAGAAUCUCACUUGCAGCGUCCGCUAUGGGAAUGAGACCAGUUUUGUGUAUAGGGCGGAGACUAUCCAGCUGGACAUCAACUACCCACCUGAGAAGCUGGAGAUCCAUGCAGAACUUCUGCGCUCAAACAAAAUUGUGAAAAAGUUUACAGGUGUCACCCACUUCACUGUAAAUGAAGGUGACUCUAUUGUGCUACAAUUCGAGGUAAAGGGCAACCCUUCGCCCACAGUGACUUGGAUGAAGAAAUCACAAUCUGAAUGGACUCCUCUUCAGCCCACUUCAGGAAACACACUGAAAAUUUCUGAUCUGAAGAAGUCGCAUAUGGGUGAAUACAAGUGCGAAGCCCGGAACCCAGAAGGCUCCAGCAAGGCAACCUUCAAGCUCUCCCUAGAAGACAGCCCUAGGGCGUGCAAACAGGAGAUCUCCCACUGCAAGCAAGAUAGCAGUGGGUUCCAGUGCAAGUGUUCCAUCUGCUCCUCCCCGUCGCCCAACAUAACGUGGCAGGUGAAUGGGGAGACCUUGGCGGGGAACACCACCCAAGGGAAGAUACAGGUCACUACCUGGAAUACAGAGAAAGUAGGCACUAGCACCCUGCGCUUCACAGGGGACUGGGACGGAGAACACCAUUUUACCUGUCAUGGAGUCAACCCAAAGGGAGAGCUUGAUAUGAUGUUCUUCCCGUUUAGUUCAGGGGACAUGUUGAUUACGAAGAUCGUUAGUGCAGUGAUUGGCGCACUCAUCAUGUUUGUUAUCAUGAUGCUCAUCAUUGCCAUCAUCGUGACCUCCAAAAAGUGCAAGAGAAAAUCAGUGACUGCCUCAAAGUCUUACACAAAACAACUUGUCCAAGGCGAGAUCCCCAUAGAUGUCAAGGGUUCUAGCAUCAAGGGAGGCGACGAAGUGCCAAAAGUGCAAGAAAAGUCAAAUGAAUCCACUGUCGAAAACGCUGACGACGCUGAAGACCUACAUUACGCCACCCUUGAGUUUAAGUUGAAGGAAAGUAUACCAGAGACCAUUCCAGAAGAACCUCAAACAGAAUACGCUGAAAUCAAGACUUCGUAG